UUUUACAGCCAAAAUGGACAGCGACGUACAGAGACCGUUUCUGAGUAGGGAAGACACAGACGACGCAGAAGAGCACAUAAAUAAUAGGCAGUCCUUUAAAUAUGUCAGGCCAGUAGAGCGACGGUCAUUCCUUAAGACGGUAAAACAAAAUAUAACCGACCACUUCAAAUUCGUAGGCGCUGGUAUCAUUGCAGCCGUCAGCUAUUUCGAUCCAGGGAAUUGGGGUACAGAUUUGGCUGCAGGAUCUCAAUAUGGAUACAGUUUACUAGGUGUCGUAUUGUUAGCCAGUUUGGGCGCAAUUCUCUAUCAAAUAUUGUCAUGUAGACUUGGAAUAGUCACUGGAUUAGAUUUAGCACAACAUAUACGUCUACAAUUACACAAUAGAGAGAAGAACCCAAUGAUUUGGCGCUGGAUGGUUUUAUACCCUCUAUACGUUCUCGCUGAAUUCUCGUUAGUCGCUACUGACUUGUCGGAACUCCUUGGUAGCGCUAUUGCAUUGAAUUUGAUAUUCCCAUUUAUGCCGCUUUGGGUCGGUGUCAGUCUUACCGCGCUCGAUGUUUUGAUUAUUCUCGCAAUGUACAAUCCUAGCGGCAGCUCAAGAAGUAUGCACAUUUUUGAGGGUAUAAUCGGAGUAAUGACAAUAGCUGUAUUCGCAUCAUUUGCAGUUCUUGUUAUUAAAGUUCAUCCUGAGUGGUCAGAGGUUAUGCGCGGAUUCCUGCCCAACAAGCUAGCAUUUGAGCCAGGGGCUACCUACAUUAGUAUUGGUAUAAUUGGUGCUACGAUAAUGCCUCAUUCUAUGUUCUUAGGAUCGAAGUUAGCUACGGCUGAUAGACUAGCAUCAGCAUCUUCCGUCAACAGUAGUCGAACAAGUAGCAACGAAGAUAGAUUCUCUCUUAGUAACAUCGAAGAAACUUCUAGGAAUCCACUAGAGUAUGUUGCCAAAGCUAUGAAACAAGAUCCAGAUUACGAGCCAUCACCGCGUAUUGGAGAUGCAGAUGUUUACGAAGGUGGUCCGGGAAGAUUGCCGUCUAUUUUGAAGCACUUAAAACAUGGUAGUUGGGACAUAGCACUAUCACUUCUCACCAUCGCUGUACCAGUUAAUGCUGCGAUCUUGAUUGUCGCAUCUGCGACGUUCUUCAAUAAUCCAAAUAGAGAUUCAGAAGGUGUGGCUGAUUUAUUUGAUGCUCAUGAUUUGAUUCUGAAAUAUAUUGGUAAACCCUUUGCGUUUAUUUUUGCAUUCGCACUCUUAUGUGCCGGUCAGUCAGCAUCAAUAACAGCAACUCAAGCAAGUCAAGCUGUCAGUGAAGGAUUUAUCAACUGGAAAAGUCCACCUAUACUUCGAAGAUUGAUUACACGUCUUCUAGGUAUCUUGCCAUCACUUAUUAUAGCUGUUAUCGCAGGAAGAAGUGGUGUGGAUCAAUUGCUCAAUGCAUCACAGGUAGUUCUCUCAAUCAUGUUACCUUUCGCGAUUGGACCUCUAAUAUAUCUCUCUGGGAGAGAGGACGUAAUGAGAGUCUGGAAUCCAACUGAUGAAGGACAAUCAACUUCAACUACUAAUCUAUUAGAUCCAUCGAGGUUAGGCCCUUCUCAUGCACAUCGUAGAAGACAAUCAGAGAAUGUCACAAUUGAUGGUGGUUAUCAACAAUUUCAAUUAGCAGAUCAAUUACAGUUAAAUACGACUGGUCAAUGGGUCGAUCUUCGACCUUCAAAGUACAUUCUAAUAAUAUCUUGGAUAAUUUUUGUUGGACUUUGCCUCUCAAACGGAUUCGUAGUUGUACAAGUUUGUAGAGGUAAAGAAAUAUAAACGAAUUUUAUGGACAUUAAGACAAAUUGUAAACCCAAUACGCAAAC
Molecule: messenger RNA, 1851 nt
Organism: Wallemia mellicola CBS 633.66
Lineage: Eukaryota; Fungi; Basidiomycota; Wallemiomycetes; Wallemiales; Wallemiaceae
Product: Nramp-domain-containing protein
Exons: 7
Coding region: 14-1804 (596 amino acids)
Biological process (GO): iron ion transport; intracellular manganese ion homeostasis
Cellular component (GO): membrane
Molecular function (GO): manganese ion transmembrane transporter activity; cadmium ion transmembrane transporter activity
Source: RefSeq, a predicted model, not a curated record